Molecule: messenger RNA, 3284 nt
Organism: Amaranthus tricolor (Joseph's coat)
Lineage: Eukaryota; Viridiplantae; Streptophyta; Magnoliopsida; Caryophyllales; Amaranthaceae
Exons: 12
Coding region: 86-3031 (981 amino acids)
Biological process (GO): protein folding in endoplasmic reticulum
Cellular component (GO): EMC complex
Molecular function (GO): protein binding
Source: RefSeq, a predicted model, not a curated record
UCCUAAUUUUUCAGAUCUCUGUAUCUCAAUUGUCUUUCUUCUCUACGAGAACAUCUUUCAUCGUCUUCGCUAGUCGCCAAUUGACAUGGCUAUGGCGAUUAGGGUUUAUCUCCUCUUCUUACUCUCCCUCUCUUAUUCUUUUUUUGCUUUCGCUCUCUACGAAGAUCAAGUUGGUUUAAUGGACUGGCAUCAGCAAUACUUAGGUAAAGUAAAACAAGCUAUUUUCCACACUCCAAAAGCUGGAAGAAGGAGACUUGUUGUUUCCACUGAAGAGAGUGUUAUUGCUUCUCUUGAUCUCCGUCGAGGAGAGAUUUUUUGGAGGCAUGUGCUUGGAGAGAAGGAUCCAAUUGAUCAUAUUGAUAUUACGCUUGGAAAAUAUGUCCUUACACUCUCAUCAAAGGGAAGCAUCCUUAGAGCAUGGAAUCUUCCUGAUGGGCAGAUGGUGUGGGAGUCCUUCCUUGCUGUCAAGAAAUCAUCAGAAUCUUCAUUGUUGACAGUGAUUGAUUUGAAGAUGGAGCGUGAUAAUGCAAUUAUUGUCUAUAGUAAUGGUUGCCUCCAUGCAGUUUCUAGCAUAGAUGGACUAGCCCUGUGGAACUUAGAACUAGAAAGUGUUGUACUUAAACAGUUAAUCAAGCCUGUGAAUGGUGAUGUCAUGUAUGCUGUAGGAGUAUCAGGUGAUUCUAAGUUACAUGCCUAUGGAAUCAAUGUCAAGAAUGGUGAGUUACUCAAGCAAGAUGCGGUAGACAUUCCUGGUGGAUUCUCUGGGGAUAUAUCUCUUAUUUCCAGUGAGAUAUUAAUAGCCCUGGAUGCUCGGAGAUCAUUACUGGGAAUAGUAAGCUUAAAAGAAGGAAAACUCAGUUUUCAACAGGAAAAUAUUUAUGAUCUUGUUCCUGAAUUUUCUGGGAUGGCUACUGUAUUACCUUUAAAACUCGAGAGGAUGUUUUCCAUAAAGUGCAAUUCCUAUAUUGUAUUUUUGAGAGUUAAUGACAAAAACAAGCUAGAAGUUGUGGACAAAAUUGAGGAUUCUGCAGCUGUUAGUGAUGCUCUUUCAUUCACUGACGAGCAGCAAGCUUUUGGAAUUAUUCAACAAGGGGGUGGUAAAAUUCAUUUCACUGUGAAGCUUGGUCAUGACUAUAGUGCUGAUCUUCUUAAAGAAAGCAUUCAGAUCGAUCAGAAUCGAGGGCUUGUUCAGAAAGUUUUCAUAAAUAAUUAUAUUCGCACCGAUAGAUCUUCUGGCUUUAGAGCAUUAGUUGUUAUGGAAGAUCAUUCUUUAUUAUUAUUACAACAAGGUGAUAUUGUUUGGAGUAGAGAAGAUGGGCUUGCUUCAGUUGUAGAUGUAACUACUUCAGAGCUACCCCUGGAAAAGAAAGGUGUAUCAGUUGCUAAAGUGGAGCAAGGUCUUGUUGAGUGGCUAAAGGGACACUUUUUGAAGCUUAAAGGGACUCUGAUGCUUGCUAGCCCUGAAGAUAUGGCUGCCAUCCAGGCACUGAGGUUACAGAGUUCUGAAAAAAGCAAAUUGACCAGAGAUCAUAAUGGCUUCAGGAAAUUGCUUAUAGCGCUGACUAAAGCUGGAAAAGUUUAUGCGUUGCAUUCUGGAGAUGGGCGAGUAGUUUGGUCCAUUUUUCUGUCGAACUUGCGGAAGUCUGAAACAUGUGAAAAUCCUGUCGCUCUUAAUCUAUACCAGUGGCAGGUUCCUCAUCAUCAUGCUUUGGAUGAGAAUCCAGCCAUUCUUGUUGUUGGCCGCUGUGACAAUGUAGUUGAUGCACCUGGUAUUCUUUCAGUUGUUGACACUUACUUGGGGCUAGAGCUGAGCUCACUGAGCUUAACUCAUUCUGUUGUUGAAGUCAUUCCCUUGCCGUUUGCUGAUUCAACAGAAAAGCGUCUUCAUUUAAUGGUAGAUGCAGAUAGAAAUGUUCAUUUAUACCCAAAGACUCCUGAAGCCACCACCAUAUUUGGCAAAGAGUUUUCUAAUAUGUACUGGCACUCUGUUGAUACUGAAAAUAACAUGUUGAGAGGCUUCACAUUACAUGCAAAAUGCAUGAAUGGUGAUGAAUUUUGCUUCAGCUCAAGGGAUCUAUGGUCCAUUAUACUCCCUUCUGAUUCAGAAAAGAUCAUUGCAACUGCUGCAAGGAAAACAAAUGAGGUAGUUCACACUCAAGCAAAGGUGAUGGCAGACCGUGAUGUGAUGUAUAAGUAUAUAUCCAAAAAUCUGUUAUUUGUUGCCACUGUUGCUCCAAAAGCUGCUGGGGAAAUUGGAUCAGUGACCCCAGAUGAGGCAUGGUUGGUUGUGUACCUCAUAGACACUGUGACUGGUAGGAUAUUACAUCGUGUGACGCACCAUGGUGCACAGGGUCCAGUCCGCGCAGUUUUCAGUGAGAACUGGGUUGUCUACCACUAUUUUAAUCUCAGGGCUCACCGUUAUGAGAUGACAGUCAUUGAGCUAUAUGAUCAAUCCCGAGCGGACAACAAGAAUGUUUGGAAGGUGAUCAUUGGAAAGCAUAAUCUGACCUCUCCAGUUUCUUCUUAUUCUCGACCAGAAAUUAUGACAAAGUCACAAUCUUACUUUUUCACCCAUUCUGUGAAAACUAUAUCUGUGACCUUGACUGCAAAGGGAAUAACAGCAAAGCAGCUUCUUAUAGGAACUAUUGGUGAUCAGGUUUUGGCUCUUGACAAGCGGUUCCUUGACCCUCGCCGGACAGCAAAUCCAACCCCAACUGACUUGGAAGAUGGAAUUAUACCUCUUACAGACUCUCUGCCUAUCAACCCUCAGCUGUAUGUGACUCAUGCACUCAAAGUAGAAGGCCUUAGAGGCAUAGUUUCCGUUCCUGCGAAGCUAGAGUCCACUACGCUCGUCUUUGCUUAUGGAACUGAUUUGUUUUUCACUCGCCUCGCUCCCUCGAGAACAUAUGACUCAUUGACUGAAGACUUCAGCUAUGCUUUACUUCUCUUAACCAUUGUUGCGCUUGUGGUAGCAAUCUUCGUCACCUGGAUCUUAUCUGAGCGGAAAGAAUUGAGAGAUAAGUGGAGGUGAUUUUUGAGCAUUGAAUAUUUUUUAAAAUGUUUUUUGCAUUUUCUUUGAACAGUAUCACACUUUUAACUUUUAGAAAAUUUUGUAACAUUAAUUUAUUUUUCUUUAUGUAAAUCUAGAAGUACUAAAAUUGUUUUUAGAAGGAUUAGCUAAUGCUUACUCAUAUUGUUGAACCAAGUUAUAGCCAGAAUCAUUUGGUGUUUGGCAAAUGGCUAACAACUUGUAGCUGAUUAGAGUAAACGAGUUGAUCGAUUGA